GGGAUGUUCCGUAAAGGUUGUUGCGGCAGUUUUCACGCCGCUAUGUGAAGGUAAAUAGAUCGCCGUGAUUCACAUCAGCAGCACCACAGCGCUCACAAACACAGCCAUGACGGGAUGUCAGAGGAGACGCGCCUCCGUCUCGGGCGCUUUUAUGCUCCCGCGUCUGCUCUGCCUGCUGUGUUUUGCUGUCCUUAGUCUGGCUGAGAACACGGAGAUGGUGAAUGUGGUAACGGAGAGGAAAGCGGAGGAGAGCCACAGGCAGGACAGCGCCAAUCUGCUCGUAUUCAUCAUGUUACUCACACUCACUAUCCUCACGAUAUGGCUGUUCAAACACCGCCGGUUCAGGUUUCUACACGAGACGGGUUUAGCUAUGAUUUAUGGUUUGUUUGUGGGUGUAAUUCUGCGUUUUGGCGUCCAUUUCCCACAAGACGUAAAUAACACCACCUUGACUUGUGCCGUGAACAGCAGUCCCACCACCAUCCUGGUGAACGUGAGCGGCCGUUUCUAUGAGUACAGCCUGAAAGGAGAGGUCCGGGACGGCAAGGGCCAUGACGUGCCAAAUGCAGAGAUGCUCAGGAAGGUUACUUUUGAUCCUGAGGUUUUCUUCAACAUUUUGCUUCCGCCCAUCAUCUUUCAUGCAGGAUACAGUCUCAAACGAAGGCAUUUUUUUAGAAAUCUGGGGUCUAUCCUCUCCUAUGCCUUUGUGGGCACAAUGACGUCAUGCUUCGUCACAGGGUUGGUGAUGUACGGCUGUGUGGUGUUUAUGAAGGUCAUCGGUCAGCUUGGAGGGGAUUUCUUUUUCACCGACUGCCUUUUCUUCGGGGCUAUUGUAUCUGCCACUGAUCCAGUGACCGUUUUGGCCAUUUUCAACGAGCUGAAGGUCGACGUGGAUCUGUAUGCCCUGAUGUUCGGUGAGAGUGUCCUCAAUGAUGCCGUGGCCAUCGUCCUGUCGUCAUCAAUAGUGGCGUACCAGCCUGAGGGAGACAAUCGUCACACGUUUGACGGUAGUGCUUUGCUCAAGUCACUAGGUGUCUUUCUGGGAGUUUUCAGUGGGUCUUUUGCAAUGGGGGCUGCAACCGGAGUCGUGACAGCUUUGGUCACAAAGUUCACUAAGCUGCGAGAUUUUCCUUUGCUGGAAACGGCCCUUUUCUUCCUCAUGUCUUGGAGUACCUUCCUAUUGGCUGAGGCCUGCGGCUUCACGGGUGUGGUUGCGGUGCUCUUCUGUGGCAUUACUCAGGCUCACUACACAUACAACAACCUUUCUGCUGAUUCGAAGAGUAGAACCAAACAGCUGUUUGAGCUGCUCAACUUCCUGGCUGAAAACUUUAUCUUCUCUUAUAUGGGCUUGACACUUUUCUCCUUCCAGCACCAUGUGUUCAAUCCCUUCUUCAUCAUAGGCGCAUUUCUGGCUAUAUUUCUUGGCAGGGCGGCUAAUAUCUACCCCUUGUCUUUCCUGUUGAACUUGGGCCGCAAGAAUAAAAUCGCCUCCAAUUUCCAACACGUCAUGAUGUUUUCAGGGCUCCGAGGGGCAAUGACCUUUGCCCUCUCGAUUAGGGACACUGCCACAUACGCCAGACAGAUGAUGUUUUCCACCACCCUGCUGAUCGUUUUCUUCACGGUGUGGGUCUGUGGGGGCGGGACGACCCCCAUGCUGUCACUUAUGCAGAUUCGAGUGGGAGUGGACACAGAUCAAGAUAAUUCAGUCCCAGCCCCGGAUGGGAUGCCACAAAGAAGUAGCAAGCAUGAGAGCGCCUGGCCGUUCAGACUGUGGUAUACUUUUGACCACAAUUAUUUAAAGCCCUUCCUCACUCACAGCGGGCCUCCGCUCACUUCCACUCUGCCGGCCUGCUGCGGUCCGAUAGCACGCUGUCUCACCAGCUCGCAGGCCUACGAGAAUGCUGGUCAGUUAAACGAUGAAGACACGGAGCUGAUUCUGAAUGACGGCGGUGGUUUGAUGUACAGUGACAUGACGGUCAGCACAGAUGCCCACGGCAUGCCCACCACCUCCACCAGCCAGGCCGGGCUGUACUCGCUAGCAGGAACCUCAGACGAUCCUCUGGACAGGGAGCUUGCGUUCGGGGGCACCCGUCUGGUUCUUCCCACAGAUGAGGCUCCGGACCCCCUGACGUCGUUCCCCCCUCCUCCGCCCUCCCCACCCCUCUCGGACCCUCUGCGCCACAGAGUCUGAGCCUGAGCUGCUAACCUCUCAGCCUCUGCGUGACGCUUUCUUUCACAGAUAUUAAGUUAAAUGAUUAUUUAUGCUUUUAUUGAUUCAUUAUAUUGUGCCAUAUGUAUUUAUUUAUUUGUCUAGACACUGGUGUACAAUGGUUGUGGUUGCUAAUCCUUCUGAUUUCUCCCCCUCCCCCCCAAAAAAAAAGAAAAAAAGAAAUUUUGUGUUUGCGUAUUGUGAACAUCUACGUCUAAUGUGAAUGCAUCAAUGUGUCCGGAUUGAUCAUUUCAAAGUCCUACAUAACUUGUGGCUCUCUUUUUUUUUGUAUAAAUAAGUGCCUAUGUCUGGUAACCUGGUGUUUGUACUGUGCUAUCCGACUCAUUGUUACCUCAUUAACAUUUACUUAUAAAAAAAGAGAUUUAUUAAUAUAUAUAUAGAGAGGAAAAGUGACUUAUUUGAAAGUGUUUUGUUACUGUUCCACACCCAUUGAUCCCCUAAUAAAUGAGAUUUGAUGUUCCUUUUAA
Messenger RNA from Puntigrus tetrazona (Sumatra barb), 2694 nucleotides. RefSeq names its product solute carrier family 9 member 6b (gene slc9a6b). Gene Ontology annotation, biological process: sodium ion transport; proton transmembrane transport; regulation of pH. NCBI's taxonomy places the organism in Eukaryota, Metazoa, Chordata, Actinopteri, Cypriniformes, Cyprinidae. Gene Ontology annotation, cellular component: recycling endosome; membrane. Gene Ontology annotation, molecular function: sodium:proton antiporter activity. The record is from RefSeq and is a predicted model, not a curated record. The coding region runs from base 107 to 2188 and encodes 693 amino acids. The transcript is spliced from 16 exons.